AUGGAGGAGAGUGUUACAGGCAAGAGUAGCCGGGCAGUCUUGGUCUUUGCUGCAAGCGAGGGGACCUCGGAACAAGCAAUCGACGGCGUCGGUAUCGCAAUACAGUCCUGCGGGGCAGUCAACAUUGGUUUGGCAGUCUGGCGGCAAGACGGUGCAAAGACCAGUGGAGCUGCAGGUUUGUCCAGAUGGGCACUGGGAGUUGAUCAGGCAAUUCUGAGGGGGGGCAGUGCAGAAACCUCACUUGUCUGGACGCAUUGA
Clonostachys byssicola is the source of this 258-nucleotide messenger RNA. The record is from the annotation of a GenBank genome assembly. Lineage: Eukaryota; Fungi; Ascomycota; Sordariomycetes; Hypocreales; Bionectriaceae.